AUGAAUGACCUAAAGAUCCGCGUCCAUCAAUGGACGGCGGAAGAGAGGAAAGCAAAUGAAGGGUUCUACGCCGCUCUAAGGGAAAUCUGGAAUACGAUGAUCCCUUGGUAUCAGCUGGAAGAACCCUAUUCUGAGAAGGGUGCGCAACGCUUCCGUGACCAGAUGAAAUACGGUGGUGGUGGCUGGCCAGCUCGGAAGCGUCUUGAUGACAUUGCAGUGAACAUUCCUUUCCCAUCUUCUACCGGGGCACAAGGCGUCUACUUGCGCGUCUUCAAGCCGGCCUCGGCCUCAAAUGGAGGGUCGAAAGGGGUGUAUCUCCAUAUUCACGGAGGAGGUUGGACCGUCGGCUCUGCAGACAUCGAAGACGAGACGUUGUACCGCAUAGCAUGUAACACAGGAUACACCGUUGCCAGUUGUGAAUACCGCCUGGCACCAAAGCAUCCCUAUCCAGCACCGGUGGACGAUUGUUUGGAUGCAACGUUAUAUCUACUUACUCCUGAAGUUGAGGAAAAGCUGGGACCCUUGCGCCUCAUUGGAGGCGAGUCCGCAGGGGCACAUCUCACCAUGACUACUGUGUUCGCGCUGCGCAGCAGGGGGAUUGAUGUUCGGACGCAGCUUGAUGCUGUUGUAUUCAACUACGGAUGCUUUGAUAUGGACCAGACACCUUCUGUCCGCGCCUUCAAGGACAAUCUGGUUUUGAGCCCAGUCGACAUGGUCAACUUUGCCAACUCCUGGCUCAGCAACGUUAGAAAUCGACAGGUCCCAGAGAUAUCUCCACUCUUUCAGGCUGACUGGACGAAUUUGCCCCCGGCGAUAUUCGUUGUAGGCACUGAUGACUGUUUGUACGAUGACAGCCUAUUUGCAAGCAUAAAAUGGCAUAUGGGCUGCAAUGACACGUUGCUCUCCAUCUUCCCGGGUUCGAAACAUGGAUUUUGCAGGCUCAACGGCCCGGAUUGCGACGCCGGAUUGACGGCGAGUGAGGUCUUUAUAGAUGAACACAACCGCCAGUCAAAGUAG
Molecule: messenger RNA, 1017 nt
Organism: Exophiala oligosperma
Lineage: Eukaryota; Fungi; Ascomycota; Eurotiomycetes; Chaetothyriales; Herpotrichiellaceae
Exons: 2
Coding region: 1-1017 (338 amino acids)
Molecular function (GO): hydrolase activity
Source: RefSeq, a predicted model, not a curated record